Messenger RNA from Volvox carteri f. nagariensis, 471 nucleotides. RefSeq lists its product as uncharacterized. NCBI's taxonomy places the organism in Eukaryota, Viridiplantae, Chlorophyta, Chlorophyceae, Chlamydomonadales, Volvocaceae. The record is from RefSeq and is a predicted model, not a curated record. Bases 1 to 471 code for a protein of 156 amino acids. The transcript has 2 exons.
AUGUCAGCGUUGAACAACGAGCAAGUGCAGCAAAGGCAAGGUACGGCCGCCCAAGAUGGCGCCAAUUUAGUGAUCAACGCCACCACCGGCUUUGCGGGUCCCUCCACCAGCGAGGCUGGUGGCAUAACUUUCCCACCACUUCCCAACCGAACUUCUCCACCGGCCGGCAGCCCCGCCACUGGAGCGGCGGUGGUUACCACCGCCAUCCAGCAAAACAUAACUCCAUUGCAGCAACAGAUGGCAGAGCAGAGCCAGCUUUUGGCCUCCAUGGCCAAGGUAAUAACAGCUGGUCAAAAUCCGGCAGCCACUGUGCUGUCGCCAGCCCAGGCCGCGGCGGCAUCGGUCGCACCAGACAAGGCUAAAAGGAGCAAGGAGAAAAGGAAGAAGAAGGAAGAAAGCUCCAGCUCGAGUUCAUCAUCAAGCAGCGACGACGAAGCUCCGGAGAGAUUGCGGCGCCUGUUGGCCAACUGA